AUGGGCAGCAGCUUUAACAUCUCCACGGGGCGCGGCGGCGCGGGCAAUAUGGUAGUCUCGUCCGAAAAACCCUCGCCCAAAAUCAUACCCCAGGGUUCGCAGACCCCGAACAUCCUGCAGCCCGUGUUCAGCACAGGCCGCGGCGGCGCGGGCAAUAUGUACAAAAACGUCGACACCAAGCUGACGCGCAAGGCGCAGGACGUGGACGAAAUAUCAAUCGCACCUGAGGACGACGUGAUCAAGGCCGUGGAAUCUCCGCUGAGCCUCGACCAGGGCCGCUCCGCGCACUCGGGUGACGCGCAGAAGGGCGGUCUGCGGCCCAAAAAAAGCAGGUCAGAGCAUCCGCAGACCGUCAGCAUCGGCAGAGGAGGUGCCGGCAACAUACUCUCGCCGUCCAACAGCCGGAAAUCUGAGCGUGGCUCCAAGAAGUCCGGCAAGUCAGGCAAGCAGUCCAAGCCCGGGCUGUGGUCAAAGGUCAAGGGUUUUUUCGCAUAG
Lachancea thermotolerans CBS 6340 is the source of this 495-nucleotide messenger RNA. It is a transcript of the gene PAR32, whose product is annotated as Par32p. The coding region runs from base 1 to 495 and encodes 164 amino acids. NCBI's taxonomy places the organism in Eukaryota, Fungi, Ascomycota, Saccharomycetes, Saccharomycetales, Saccharomycetaceae. The transcript has a single exon. The record is from RefSeq and is a predicted model, not a curated record.